GACUGCGAUCGGUUUACGUGUUAAAGACGGAGUAGUCUUGGCUGUUGAAAAACUUUUACAUUCGAAAUUAUUAGUACCUCGUUCAAAUCGUCGAAUCCAAACAGCCACAGCUGGAUUAUUAGCAGAUAGUCGUCAUAUCAUUAAUCGAGUUCGAGAAGAAGCAAAAGCUUUUCGAGAUAUUUAUAAAUAUCAAAUACCCGGCAAGACAAUCGCCGAUAGAGUAGGUCAAUAUGUGCAAGCUUAUACAUUAUAUUCAAGUGUCCGACCGUUUGGUAGUAGUGCGAUAAUUGGUAUUGUAGAUAAAACGGGACCACAUCUUUAUAUGGUUGAACCAUCUGGUGUAUACUGGGAUUACUUUGGUUGCGCAGUGGGCAAAGGAAAACAAGCAGCAAAGACAGAAAUUGAGAAACUCAAACUUUCUGAAAUGUCAAUUGAAGAUGCUAUUAAAGAGGCUGCUAGAAUUAUUUAUGCAGUUCAUGAUGAUGCAAAAGAUAAAGAUUUUGAAUUGGAAUUAAGUUGGGUUACUAAGGAUACUGGAAAACAUCAAUUUGUACCUAGAGAAAUUGCGGAAGAAGCAGAAAGACUUGCUAAAGAAUCACUUAAUCAAGAAGAAAUGAAAGAUGAUUAA
Diversispora eburnea is the source of this 628-nucleotide messenger RNA. The record is from the annotation of a GenBank genome assembly. NCBI's taxonomy places the organism in Eukaryota, Fungi, Glomeromycota, Glomeromycetes, Diversisporales, Diversisporaceae.